This is a messenger RNA of Anguilla anguilla (European eel), 8323 nucleotides long. It is a transcript of the gene mapk8ip2, whose product is annotated as mitogen-activated protein kinase 8 interacting protein 2. Gene Ontology annotation, biological process: regulation of JNK cascade. The transcript is spliced from 13 exons. Gene Ontology annotation, cellular component: cytoplasm. The record is from RefSeq and is a predicted model, not a curated record. Lineage: Eukaryota; Metazoa; Chordata; Actinopteri; Anguilliformes; Anguillidae. The coding region runs from base 588 to 4367 and encodes 1259 amino acids. Gene Ontology annotation, molecular function: protein binding.
UGUUGAUAAUCCAGCCAGUGGUUAACGCAUGGGACAGACAGCGUCGGGCACAUCCUGGGCGCAUCUGGCUCGAGCGCGAGCCGUAAUACGAUUAUCCGCAGUGCCGUUUCCUGCUCUUCGCUUCCAGUACUGCCCCUGCCCACACGCAGCAUCAUGCAGCUGGCUUUUGCGUAGCGCCGGAGCUGAGCUUGGAGAUUUGACUGCGCGUACUCUGAAGGCAGCGAGACUGCGCUGGCUUCUCCCCCCUUUGCUCACUGCUGACGGCAGUAUAGGCGGCUCACAUUCGGCAUAGAAGGAAAAAGACUAUUUUUUUGGUAUAUGGAAAGGACCUCUUUCUCGCAUAAGGAAAAAACUAACGUCUUAUAACGCUGCCUGACGUGGAUUUUCCGAAUUAAUGGUCGUGACUCAACGCGCGUGAUUUUGGCGAGGUCGAGUCGGCGGCAUCUGCAGUGUGGCCGUAGGGGGGGGAGAAAAUCUUCAGCUGAUCGCCGUCAUCCCUUGAUCUCGUUUGUCUGCAUCCUAUCUGGCUGUGAAUGGGCCGUGUUUUGUGAUUAUCUGCAGUCAUUUAGUGUCAACCGUGGAAGAAGAUGGCGGACAGGGCUGAGAUGUUUUCGCUCUCCACCUUCCAUUCCCUCUCUCCCCCUGGCUGCAGGCCAGCCCACGACAUCAGUCUGGAGGAGUUCGACGACGAGGAUCUGUCGGAGAUCACGGACGACUGCGGGAUUGGGCUGAACUACGAUUCGGACCCGUACGAGAAGGAUUGCCUCAUCCUGGAGAAAAACGAUGUCCAUCACCCCGUCUGCUCCUUCCAAGACGACUUCCAGGAGUUCGAAAUGAUCGACGACGACGACGAGGACGACAACGAAGAGGAGGACGUGGAGGAGGAGCCGGAGACCCCGCCCUCUACCUCAGUCUCGCCGCCCUCCUCUCCAGCGCUGGGCACGCUGCAGAAGAGCCGGCCAACCACACUGAACCUGACCGCCGCGGUCUCCCAGGACUCAUUGAACAACAACAGCAGUUUAUCUCCACGGAAAGCCAGUUGGCAGGAUUCUGUCCGCAACCCCGCCUCUCAAGGACGAUUGUCCCCGGCCCAUUCUUGCCUUGAAGAUGCUGACCACGCCAACGGCCAAUGUGCUGCCGCCCCGAGUCUCGAGUCCCAGAGCAAAGGUACUCCCCCAGAACAGCCCGGGGACACUGGCCACACUCGGUCACCCCUCAAACCUCUCCUGUACGACCUCGAGGGCAACCGACGGGAAAAUCCGGAAUACGGAUCUUUUGGUCAACACAAAACGUCCAGUGGGCCAGAUAGCGGUGCGGAACCCAGCGCCGAACUCUCCGGAUCGACUGAAACCGUCCCGACUGUAGAGGAAGCACAGAGCUCCGACACGGAGGUCGACCACGACCUGAACAGCGACUCUGCCAAAAGGUGCCAGUCCAGACAGACCAACGACACGUACACCGUCACCUCAGAGUCCGCCGCCGACCCCGAGCUUGAGAACGACGUCACCUUUGACGGCACGAGCAACUGUCUGUCCACGGCCCCGGUGGGCGGGGACGCCGGCACCCCUCUGUCUGACGAGGAGGAGUUCGACAAAGAAUUCGACAUCAUGUGCAAAGAAGGCUAUGAUGACCCCGCCUGUAAAGGAGCAGGGGGUUUGUCCUACGUGGAGUUCCCUUCGAUCGAGCCGUUCGAGCCAGCUUCCUUCUCCAGCUACGUGUCGUCCUCCAGCCGAUCGGACGCGGACCUGGGGGGCGCCCGCAGCGAAAGUCAAGCGGCGCCUCAAGACGCUCCGUCCGCCGCGUCGCACGACACAAACUCUCCUUCCUCUGACCCUGGCAUCGCAGACAUGAACAGGAAAUCUGGCAGGCGGUACGCGGCGUCCGACCUGAACAGCGACGACCUCAGCUCGCCGGGCUCAGACUCGGACAUCGAGGGAGAGCUGGAGGCGGCCUUCGCCUGCGGCGGACCCCUGGUCAGCCACAUGAUCUCGUCCAUCUCGGAGACGGAGCUGGACCUCACCAGCGACGACAGCAGCAGCGGACGCUCCUCCCACCUGACCAACUCCAUCGAGGAGGCCAGCUCCCCGACCUCCGACCAAGAGCCGGAGCUGGAGCUGGAGCUGGAGCAGGACAGUGGGAUAGUCGCCGUCAAGGCCGCCCUGCUACUCGGCCAGCCGGAUCCUGUCAAAGACGAGUCUUCACCUAUAGCCCCUUCAGAGUCACAGGUCCUGCCAGACCUUGAGGACGGCCAGGCUCAGCAAGGUCUGCAGGACGUCGACGACUCAGCCCGUGAGCACGAGCACGCCGUCGACCCAGACGAAACGCUGCCGCCCGCCGCCCGCUGCGAGGACGGCCUCUCCAGGCCGCUGGUCCUGAAGAUUGAGCCUGACCACAGUCUGGAGAGCUUCAAGAGAUCUUUCUACCUGCCCGUGGGCCCCAAACUCAUGCCCACUGUCGACGACAGCGAGUGUGACUCGGACUCAGAGUCGGAGGAUGAACUUAGCGAGAACUCGGACUCCCCCUGGCUCCUUAGCAACCUAGUUAACAAGAUGAUCUCGGAGGGCUCGUACCCCAUCAGCUGCCCAGAGGACUGCUUCAAGAGGUCUCACUCCAUCGCUGACACCAUAUCCCCAUCCUCAGACCUGGAGACAGACGCUUUUAACGAGUCCAUAGACACCGAGACCCACCCAGAGACAGCAGAAUUUGAAGCGGCGAAGGGCGAAGUGCAGGUCGAAAGCUCAGAGGAAACUAUGGACCCAGGUGUGAGAACGAGUGCAGAUGGUAUGGAGGCCCCUGCAGCCGUGGACAGGAGGAUGACCUCAGGGUCUGAAGAAGAUGUGCCGGAAAUGAACCCUAGAUCAAGCCCCUGCCUGUACCUCAGUAACCCCACCAACGACAUGAUCAGCCCAGUCUUCAUGGACGGAUACGACACCAGGAUAGCGAAUCAAGUGGCCUCUGAACUGGACUCGAACCAAACUCACCGUGCCGUAGACUCCAAAAACCUGCGGCAGGAGGAGGCGGAGCCCAACAAUGAUCUCUCGAUGGAGAUGAACAGACUAGAGUCGCCGUGUCCCAGCGAGAGCGUGGCGAGCGACAAGGACGACGGGCGCGAGCAGAAGGAGGAGGUGAGCGCGAUGGACCGCAUCAAGGAGAUAAAGAACAGCCUGACCCUGGACAUCCCCACCGCCCAGACCAACCGCUGCUUCAGCUUGACCUACUCCACCGAGAACGAGGAGGACUCCCUCUACCCCUUCGGCGACGACUACCUGGACAGCUGCCCCCCCGUGGACGACAGCGUGGAGGAGCUCCCGCCCGCCGACGCCCUGAGGGCGGCCCGGCAGCUGGACGAGUCCCUGGCCUACGACUCGGUCAAGUACACGCUGGUGGUGGACGAGAACACCACGCUGGAGCUGGUCAGCCUGAAGCGCUGCACGUCCGUCCUGAGCGAGGACAGCGAGGUCUCCGGGGGCGACGACGACGACGACCGCCGCCACCUGGAGCUGGACGACGAGUUCGGGCGGGGCGGGGAGCGGCCGGAGGACGAGGUCCUCAGCUCCUCAGAAGACUCUUCCCCCGAGGCCGACGCCCCCUUCUCGAAGAAGUUCCUCAAUGUUUUCGUCAACAGCACCUCCCGUUCUUCCAGCACAGAGUCCUUUGGCCUUUUCUCCUGUACAAUCAACGGCGAGGAGAGGGAACAGACUCACAGAGCCGUGUUCAGGUUCAUUCCCCGACAUGCGGACGAGCUGGAGCUGGACGUGGACGACCCGCUGUUCGUGGAGGAAGAGGAGGAUGACUACUGGUACCGUGGUUACAACAUGCGGACGGGGGAGCGGGGCAUCUUCCCCGCCUACUACGCCCACGAGGUGGUGGGACAGGUGAAGGAGCUCGCAGGGACGAAGAGGAACACGGCCUGGAUGGAGAGCUUCAACGCGCAGUUUCUGGGCUCGGUGGAGGUGCCCUAUCACCAAGGCAACGGCAUCCUGUGUGCAGCCAUGCAGAAGAUCGCGAUCGCGCGGAAACAGACGGUCCACCUGCGGCCCCCGGCGGUGUGCGAGCUGGAGGUCAGCCUGCAGGGCGUCAAGCUGGUCAUGAGCCUGGACGACGAGUUCGGGUCUGUGGAUGAGUUCGACAGGUGCAGCCACUUCUUCCAGAUGAAAAACAUCUCCUUCUGCGGAUGCCACCCAAAGAACAACUGCUACUUUGGGUUCAUCACCAAGCAUCCCAUGCUGAACCGCUUCGCCUGCCACGUGUUCGUAUCCCAGGAGUCAAUGCGUCGCGUGGCGGAGUGCGUGGGACGAGCUUUCCAGGAGUAUUACCAGGAGCACCUGGAGUACGCCUGUCCCACCGAAGACAUUUACCUGGAGUAGGAGAGAUGGAGCCCCAGAAGAAACAUCCUCUACUGAUGCCGUGCGUUUUUCAAAGGCUCCACCAGGGGGCGCUGAGUAGCUGUUCUGAACUGAUGGCUUUUUCUCCCCCUGAUCUUGAAUCACAUUGACAGAAUGCCCAAUUUCCUCUACCUUUUCUUUCUUUUCUACAAUACAUUAAGAAACACGAGGAGACUGAGGAGCUGCUUCUUAAAGAGGACAAAUCUUGUCAUAAUAAAUUAGUUAAACAACUUCAAAAACUUCAGUUCAUGCAUGGCUUCAAGGGUAUAGCACACAAACAUGCGAUGUUAAAAAAAAGUGAAAACUGACACACAAAAAAAAAACUAAACUAAAAGAUCUGUUGAAUUGUAUGGAUUAUGGGUUGGGAAUAUAUAUUUUUUUGUAUCUGUAGCAGACAAACAUAGCAUUACCAAAAUUCAAGAGUCUGUACAUACGAUUGUGUAAAGAAAGUACUAAUUGGAUUUAUACCGACGUUUAAACUCAAGUGAAGUUGGUUGUGAGUGCAGAUAGAGGUCUUAGCUAGAUCAAAUUACCAGACAAUGGAACAAGAAAAUGGAAAAGCCAACUUUCUUAAUAAAUAUAGUGUAAAUAUGCAAUUGCAUUAGGAAGUGGGUAGGAACACUAUUACUUUGUGGUUGGGGAGUGGUUAUAUGCUACACCUGUGUAAAUAUAUUCUGUAUGUAUAGACAUAGUAGAAAUAGGGGCUGCUCAUGACUGUGUUAGCAGCGUACACCUCAAUCAUUACCAGAUGCUGAACCGACAGGGGUUGCCAUUGGUCUUUUUAUCUGAGGGUGGUUUUGGAAUUCUCCGGAAUGUCUUCUUGGGACAUGACGGUCGCAAUCCAAAAAAAAAAGAGGGGAGAAAAGAGGGGGGCAAGGGAAGAAGCCAGAGGUAUACCGGAAACAGUCAUUCAGGAGGAUUGCUCUCGGUGGGGAAAAGUUCCAGGUUGAGAAACGUGAUUGCAUUACUGCCCAUUUCUGUUAUGACCAUUCCUGUCUGUUGAUGCUAAUGAGGUCAUUCUGCAGCCAGGGGGAUGCUGGGAUACCACUCAGCUUGUGUAGACCGUGACCGUGUGCACAGUCGUCACACAGCUACAUAGACACCACUUGACUAAGCUAACGUGUUCCCCUGGUAACUCGCAUGGGGAAACGUGACUGAAGCUUUGACUUGAUGGCAUUGCAGAAUGAUACGCAACCGUUUAAUUUUCUUUUGAAAAUACUUAUUUUUGGUUAAACACAAAAUAAUUUCUGGAGCAGUGUCUUACACACUGUAAGCCAUAACUUUACUGACUGUUGAACACUGUUGCUGUAAGGUCACCUGUUUGUAGAUAAGUGGUCUCUCUGAGAAAAAGACUGACAUGCAUGAAUACGGUGUGUGUGUGUGUGUGUGUGUGUGAGUGUGUGUCAGGGAGAUAGAGGCAGAUUAAGGCCAUUUAUCAUGUUGUGUCAGAAUCUCAAAUAUACUAUUGUUUCAUGGUGUAAGGCCUUUUUAACUAUUUUCACGAAAUAUCCAGAGAAUGAUUCUUUGAUAUGGACAAAAUCCAUUAUUCUGUUGCAGUGUGGAACAAUAUUGAAUGGUGCCAUGUGAAAACCUUCUGUUUGCUUUCUUAUCAUUUUUCCCAGCUAUUUGCUACACGUACAACCGAAAGUUGAAUCGCCGAAUCUUCUCUGAGGGCAUUUAGCACGUUCUUGUCAUAACCUGGGACACAAUAGAAAACCCAUCUGUGGGCUAAACAUGCCCCAGUGCCACCGUUAGCUGUGAUAACUGGUUGUGAUUACAUGCGGGGAAGUGCUGGUAUCCAAAGCAACAUCUCCGCCUGUCUCCUACUCUGCCCCUAAUGUGAUCUCGCCGAAUCCCCAGGGAAUAAAAGCCUGUUGUUGUGAAAACGGCUGUUUUAUACGAGAUAAGAGUGUAAUCCGCGGUAGGACCCUGCAUAUCAUCCGCUCCCAAUUGAUGCUGUUUAUGCUUGUCCUUUUCUUGCUCACUGUGGGCUGUGGUCAGGCCAAGUGAAGCAUCCCAUUUCCAGGAGACGAACAGGAAGUUAUUCGGGCAAAGAUGUGUCUUACAGCAUAGUCCAGGGAAAUGCACUUUGGGAGAAACAGAAUCUGUAUUGGCUGGUCUUGGUAAGCAGGAAAUGGCUUUUCUGGCCGCAAGCCGCGAAGCAGUCGUCCAUUUUGAGUUACUGUAGAUACUGUGCCUUUUUUCCUUAAAGUAGCUUUUUCUCAAAUCCAACAUGACAUGAUAAAAUAGCAGGGAGAUGGAAUAACUAGACUUAUUUGAAAAAUAGUUGCAGGGGUUCCCAUGUUAAAUUCUAUUUGUACUCAAAGCUGAGAAAACUAUUUUAAGACUGAACAGGAAUUCAAUAUUUUCAGUGUAAUUAACUCAAUCUUUUCAGUGUAAUUAACUCAUGAUAUUUGCUUUUAUUGCUUUUUAUUAUUGAUUUACAAUGUAGCAAAAAAUGACAUAAAAACAUGAUAUUUUGAGUUAAGUCUUAAGAGCGCAGCGUGGUUGGGGACGCUGUGCUAGUUGGAUUUCACUGUGGUCUCCAUGCUAAAGAUACGGCAGAUAAUAUGCCAUGUGCCCCCAUGAGAGUUAAACGGUAAACACACCUAACAUUGGUACACUGCUGCAUUUCCGAAAUAUGGUCUCAAACUGUGCAGUGAAUCUUUUUUUUUGUGUGUGUGUUUUAAAUAAACUCAUGACAGCUUUUUGUGUUUGAGUUUAUUUGCUGUUUGUUUGGCCUGUGCGGAAGAUCUCCACAUCUACUAUUGCUAAUUUGCAGAGUAGCCAUUUGGCUAAUUGGCUCUUUCAUACUUCUUGUUCCUCGAUAUCCCAGUUGAAUACAGUGCUUUCUGUGACAACAAAGUGCAUAAAUACCUUUCAAGUUGAAGAGGCUAUAAAAUUUGAUUGAAAUGCAUAUCACUGUUGUGCAUCUGCAUAAUGUUUAAAUGGAAUUGCAAUAGUGUCCUGUUGUCAUGGGUGGAAGUUUGUGACGAGACCAUUAGCCGAUGAGAGGCGUGUUUUGAAGCACAUAACUUAAUGUAUUGUGGGUUAGAUCAUUGUAAAUCCAAUAGAAUGUCAACACUGAAACUGUGUCAUUUAUAUUUAGUGCGCUACGAAAAAACAAAUAUGUAAAACACAGACGGAAGGGCCGGUACUAUAUUUGGCCCAAAACGCCACAAUGGGAAAAUUGUAAAAAAAAAAAAAAAUUAUUGUACAGGACAUUCUGUUUUCCUAUUUUUAGCCAAUUUUGUUUUUAAUGCCGAUUUAUGUUGUCUUGUGUCUGUCCUUAACUGUGAUACAUUAAAACUGUGUGAGCACCAUUUUCUACACGCCCAGUACUUACUGCAAACGUGUCUCUUCCAGGCGGCAUACAUUACCUGCGUUUGGGCGAGUGACACGACUGUAAUUAUUCUCCAGGCUCCCAUCGCCGGCUCCACUGCAGUAGACGCCUGUGUUAGAGCUGUGUAGAGAACAGGGGCCCAAGCAGGACUUGUACAGUUAACUUUCAUAAAGAGGCCUCUCGCUUCUUAAACGAUAGCGUAUAUUCCGUAUACAGCAGUGUAUCCCUUAGCUUUGUGUCCGCGCAAGCACAAAGGUUUUCAGCAUUUUACAAUCUCGAAAUGGCUACUUUUAAAUACACUCCUGUCCUGGUAGACACACCAGCUCCCCCAGGUUCUCGUAACCUGUAUAAUCCGUAAUGGUGUAACUUAAAAAUAAAAUUCUUCACUGUAUAACAAAAAAAAAAAAAACCAAACAAACAAACAAACAAAAAAAAAAAAAGAACACUUCAGUAUGUGAUGAUCUAUCUAUCUUGUAUCUUCAAAAUAAGGACUUGUAAAAAAGAAAAAAAAAAGAAAAGAAAAACACAAAUUUAUUCACACUGACUUGUCAUGGAUUUGGUCUUACAGUAUGAAUAAAAUAUAUGCUUGACGUCA